Molecule: messenger RNA, 1065 nt
Organism: Euleptes europaea (tarantolino)
Lineage: Eukaryota; Metazoa; Chordata; Lepidosauria; Squamata; Sphaerodactylidae
Product: olfactomedin-like
Exons: 1
Coding region: 1-1065 (354 amino acids)
Biological process (GO): signal transduction
Source: RefSeq, a predicted model, not a curated record
AUGCCUUCUUUCCUUACAGGUAUUUGUCAACAUGAGGGAAUACAGAGCAUUAACGGACCGGUUAUUGUGAAACUGAACUGGAAAGGGACAGAUUUCAAAGUGGGGUCCUGGGGAAAGGAUUCUGCCUUGGGGACCAAAUUACAAGACCAUUACUGGGUUUUCCCAGCCAACAAAGACCACCGUACACUGGAGACAUUCCGCCUCUAUGCCUCCUACAAAAAAAUGAUGCUUUAUUUUCCCAUUAUGGAAUUUAAUCUUAGAGGAAAGAAAGAUGAAUGUGAGAACUGUGGGCAAGGGGGUGGGGUGAUCUUCUAUAAUGGUUCCUUCUUCUACAACUGUUAUGAUAGCAGAGCCCUGUGCAAAAUGGAUCCAAACACCAUGCGACUUUUGCGCAAGGAUUUAGAAGCUAAUGAUCCUACUUCCUUUAAUGACAUCUUCUCCUAUAAGGGUGUCAAAUAUCAGGACAUGGACAUGGCAGGGGAUGAAAAGGGCUUGUGGAUGAUUUACGGCUCUUCAAAGGACAAUGGAAAUGUGGUCAUUAGGAAGGUAGACCCUAACAACUUGAAAGCUGGAAGACUUUGGACUACAACACAGCCAAAGAAAGAAGCCACAAAUAGUUUCAUGAUCUGUGGAGUGUUGUAUGCCACCCGAAGAGUGAAUGCAACACACGAGGAGGUAUUUUACUACUAUGACACUAACACAGCCCAGGAAGGCAAUAUGCGAAUCUUCAUAGAGAAAUCUCUGCCUACUGUGCAGAGCUUGAAUUAUAAUCCCAACGAUGAGAACCUCUACAUGUUCAAUGAUGCCUACUUGGUGUACUACAAUGUCACAUUUAAGAAUCACAUGCCUGUAAUCAGCAGGGGAGGACAGGUUGCUGCUACUGCAGAAGGGCAGAAUUCUGCAAGAAUGGGGGAGCAAAAUGUGGUAAACAACCAAGUGCAGGCUGAUGCUAGCAAGCAAGAUCAGAUUACAGAUUUAGUUAGUGAAGGUGGCAGCAAUGCUAAUAAUAAGAUAGGGCAUAAGACAGGGCAUGCUGUUGUCCGCAGAUACACCAAGUGGGAGUGA